GUUGUUGUUGGUGUCGUUACAGGCAGCAGUGUUGGAGAACGGCUGGCCGCCUGCUGAGAGUUGACAGCUGCGAUCAGUGAUCUUUGAUCACUAAUUCACCUAUUAUGCAACACUAAAAUAUUUUGAUUCGAUUUGAUGUGUGAAACUGCCUUUGAGCCUGGAAGAAUCCUAAGACAACCCAGGCAGGAUGUCCAUGCGGCGCCAGCGCAUCAAGGCUCCGGCCAACCUGUCGCUCAUCAAGCGCAAGCCACGCAAGGAGGAGCUCGCAGCGCCGAAGAAGGAGGUGGAGGAGGAGGCGGUGGCGGCGGUGGUUGACUCCCCGCCCCUUGCAGCGACCUCUGGGGAAGUGGAACUCGAAGCUGAUGCAAUCGCCUUCAAAAUGCCUGCCAGCUCGGCAGGCCAACUGGAGGAUGUCUUCCACUCGGAUCUCGAGGACAAUGUCAUUCAGAUGGACUUGCAGAAGACCACCAAUGGGUUUCCCAUGUCCCCCAGCAAGGCGCAAGCUCGCCAGCGCGUUCGACCCACUCCAGUUUUUGGUCAGCGGCGCAACAGCUUUGUGGGCUCCCCAAUGGCCGGUGACUAUGAGGGCGACUACCAGUCACCGGCCACGCCCACGCGACGGGAGCGCUACCUCAGCGGUUCGUCCACGGGAACCCCACAGCAGCAUCAGGUGGGAUCGCCCAUGCCUCCGUCCCCAUAUAAAUACCCACCCAUGAGUCCGGGCAUGGGACGCAUUCGCACCGAAUCCACCUGUUCCACGUACUCCGAGGGAGGCAGCAAGCGGAAGGGCGAUGACAAGUCGCAAGGCCACGGCGGAGCGCGGUUAAAUGCCCGACGUGACUUCGAGACGCGCUUCAACAAGGGCGUGCCCGACAAGUCCACGUUCAAGAUGAUGGACAUGAUUUUCUACAAUCCAGAGAGCAAUCCCAUGGUUCCCAAGCAGGCGGUUACGACCAUCAAAGAUGAGUCCAAUGGCGACGAGGCCAAGCCGUCGACGGAUCAGCUGCUGGAGGCCAAGGGAGAGUCAACAUCUGCCAUGCUGGUGCCUCAGCUGAAGCUCGAUGCCAAUGGCGAGAUGAUCAUUGACGAGAAAACGCUGGAGAUCGAGACCACAGCUGAGGUGGAGGCCCGUAAGGUGCUGGCCAACUCAUCUCUUAUUCUAAUGGACGAGACUACGGGUGAUAAUGGUUUCUACAAACGCCACAAGCGCACGCCAUUCUGGACGUCCGAUGAAACAGUACGUUUCUAUCGCAGCCUGCAGAUCAUCGGGACGGACUUCUCCCUGAUGUGCCAGAUGUUUCCCACUCGAUCACGGCGGGAUCUAAAGCUCAAGUACAAAAAGGAGGAGCGUACCAAUGGUCAGCUGAUCAACAAGGCGCUGCUCUAUCCCAAGGCAUUCAACAUUCAGGAACUGAAGGAUCAGCUGGAGGAAGAGGAUCGCGAGCGAGAGGAGAAUGAUCGCCAGUGGAAGGAAAUUGCGAAAGCUGUUCCGGGGAACCCUAAAAAGCGUUCUCGAAUACAGCAGCAAAGCAAGGCAUCACGUGCUCUGCGUGAUGGCGAUGUUGUCUACGAAAACGAGCACGUCACGAACAAGAAGCUCGGCAAGCAGGCCUGGGCCAAAAGGCGGAAGGACUUGGAGACCGACGAGAACGAUGGAAGUGCUCCCGCCAAGCGAAAGCCCAAGGCUAGGCGACGGCCUCCCAAACCCCCAACUCAAGUGGCAGCUGAGGGACAUUCGAACUUGGCGGCCAUUAAGCAGGAGAAAGCGAUCAAAACCGAACAAACUUUAUGCCAUUUACCAUCAGGAGGAGAACUGCAGGCUGAUCUCAAUGGACUGCUGAUGGAUGACCCAAUGGAAUAUGAAGUAGGUGUAAGCAAGCCAAGUGAUAAAACUAUCAUCGAUAUGGAUGACGGUACCCUAACCUAUGUGAGCGACGUUGAAUCCGGAAGUGAGGCGGCCAAUCGACAGUCGGAAACAUAUUUAAUCAACUUUAUUGAAAACGAUGAAGUUAUAACGCCGGAUGACCCAAUUCCGCCCACCACUACCGAACCGGAUAUCGAACAAAUUCUCGCAGAGCUGGCGGAAGGAUCGUUGGUCCUCGUCUCGUCCUUGGAUCCAGAGCACGAGGAUCGUGUGCUCAACGAAAUCUACAUGCUGGAUAAAAAGACGGGCGAGUUGUGCGAAACACCGCUGAAUAUACCAGAGCAUAUUGUUCAAUGCAUAAUGAAUGUUAUGAAAUUAGAGGACUAACAAUAUUUUAUAUUAUUAGUUUAAGAGUAAUUGUUAACGUUUAUAAUUUAUUAAAGCAUUUCGAUGGAUGCAUUUAAUUAAUAAUCU
Molecule: messenger RNA, 2338 nt
Organism: Drosophila subpulchrella
Lineage: Eukaryota; Metazoa; Arthropoda; Insecta; Diptera; Drosophilidae
Gene: Bdp1
Product: transcription factor TFIIIB component B''
Exons: 4
Coding region: 188-2251 (687 amino acids)
Biological process (GO): RNA polymerase III preinitiation complex assembly
Cellular component (GO): transcription factor TFIIIB complex
Molecular function (GO): TFIIIC-class transcription factor complex binding
Source: RefSeq, a predicted model, not a curated record